AUGGACGUCGUCACGGCAGCCUCGGGGUACAUCUCCAAGAUGGUCACCGUGGGCGAGGCCACCGCAUCCAAGAUGAAGAUCCUCCUGUUGGACAGUGAGACAGUCCCCAUUGUCUCAACGGCCAUCACGCAGUCCGCCCUUCUGAAUCACGAGGUCUACCUGAUCGACCGCCUGGACAAUGCCGCGCGCGAGAAGAUGCGCCAUUUGCGAUGCAUAUGCUUUGUGCGCCCAUCCCCUACCUCCAUCCAGUACCUGAUCGACGAGCUCCGCGAACCCAAAUACGGCGAAUAUUACAUCUUCCUAAGCAACAUCAUCCGCAAAUCCGCCCUCGAACGAUUGGCCGAAGCCGACAGCCAUGAAGUCGUGCAGCUGGUCCAGGAACAAUUUGCCGACUUUCUGGUCACAAACCCGGAUCUCUGCUCGCUGGGUAUGGGCUUCCCAUUACAGAGGAUAUGGAGCCACUCGCCCGACCUGUGGAAUCCGGAUUCUCUGCAGAGAGCCACGGAGGGCGCGCUAGCCCUGCUGCUGGCUUUAAAGAAGAACCCCCUUAUUCGAUACGAGAAGAACAGUCUACUGGCCCGGAAGCUGGCCACCGAGGUCCGAUACCAUAUCACGCAGGAGGAACAACUGUUUAAUUUCCGCCGGACGGAUACCCCGCCUAUCCUGCUUGUGCUGGACCGCCGCGACGAUCCCAUCACCCCACUGCUCACUCAGUGGACAUAUCAGGCAAUGGUUCAUGAAAUGCUUGGCAUCAAUAAUGGUCGGGUCAAUUUAAACGAUGUCCCCGAGAUUCGACCCGAGCUGAAGGAGAUCGUCUUGGCUCAGGACCAAGAUCCGUUCUUUAAGAAGAACAUGUAUCAGAACUUUGGUGACCUGGGCCAGAAUAUUAAAGAAUAUGUGGAGCAGUAUCAAACAAAAACGCAGAGCACGGCCAAUAUCGAAUCCAUCACCGACAUGAAGCGCUUUGUGGAGGACUACCCGGAGUUCCGAAAGCUGGCAGGCAAUGUGAGCAAGCAUGUUACCCUAGUUGGUGAACUCAGUCGGCAAGUCGGGGAGCACACUCUCCUUGACGUGAGUGAGUUGGAGCAAAGUCUCGCAUGCAGUGAUAACCACUCCAAUGACCUCAAGUCCCUUCAACGGAUCAUCGGUCUACCUAAUGUGCCGGCAGAUAACAAGCUGCGCUUAGUAGCUCUCUAUGCCCUCCGUUAUGAAAAGCUACCCAACCACGCCCUCCCUAUUCUUCUCGACCUCCUCGUGACAGCCGGUGAUGUCCCCUCCAACCGCGUCAACCUCAUCCCCAAACUCCUCGCCUACCACCACUCUCUCCAAGCUCCCCCUGUAGCAGGAGGAUUCUCCGAUCUCUUCGAAUCAACCUCCUUCUUCUCUGGCGCACGAGACCGCUUCAAGGGUCUUAAGGGCGUUGAAAAUGUUUAUACCCAACACUCUCCCCGAUUGGAGGUGACUCUUCAAAACCUGAUUAAAGGUCGCCUCAAAGAACUCCAGUAUCCCUUCUUGGAAGGCAGCGGGCAUACUCGCGACAAGCCACAGGAUAUUAUCAUCUUUAUGGUUGGCGGUGUUACCUAUGAAGAAGCUAAGAUGGUGGCCCAGGUCAAUGCCAGCUCCCCUGGUGUCCGGGUGGUCCUGGGGGGUACUUCGAUUCACAACAGUACGACUUUCCUGGAGGAGGUCGAUGAUGCAGUGAGCAACUGGCCCGAACCAGGGCCCUCGACGGCUGCGGGACGGCUGCGACGGGAAGUUGGUCGUUAG
Penicillium salamii is the source of this 1767-nucleotide messenger RNA. The record is from the annotation of a GenBank genome assembly. NCBI's taxonomy places the organism in Eukaryota, Fungi, Ascomycota, Eurotiomycetes, Eurotiales, Aspergillaceae.